Triticum aestivum (bread wheat) is the source of this 794-nucleotide messenger RNA. RefSeq lists its product as uncharacterized. The record is from RefSeq and is a predicted model, not a curated record. The transcript has 2 exons. NCBI's taxonomy places the organism in Eukaryota, Viridiplantae, Streptophyta, Magnoliopsida, Poales, Poaceae. The coding region runs from base 108 to 518 and encodes 136 amino acids.
UCCCCUUGGACUAGAGAAAGAGAGAGCAAAUCCUAGAACUCUGAAAGAAGCGGGGCAGGACUCGAGAAGGCGGCGAGGGAGGGAGAGGGCGAGGGGGGCAGGGGGAGAUGUCGAUCCUGUGGGAGAAGAGCCCGGCGUGGCGGUGGCUGGUGGGGCGGACGCGGGACUCCAAGCCCUUCUUCUUCACCUUCGCCGCGCUCUGCGGCGUCGUCCCCGGCGUCGUCGGCUACGGCGUCAUGCAGCUCACCAGCUCCCGCAACGACAAGCUCGAGGCCCACCUCCGCUCCAACGCCCGACCAGAGACCACGAUGAUGGGACAAAUCAAUAGGGAGAGACUCGCAGAGUUUCUCGGUGAGAUACAAAGGAAGGAGAACACAAAUGACAGAUACGUCGCUGCUCUUAAAGGGGAGACACUGACAAGGAAGCGCUAUGAACGUAUCCAGCCCGUCCCCCAGCAAGCUGCACAGGAGAAUGCGAAGGACCAGAAAGCUACCCAGGAGAAUGCCAAGGCAAAGUGAUUGGUGCAUGGUUGACGACCAGGCUGAAAUGUGCAAGUGAACAUAAAUGAGCUGUAGCUCCAAAAGCUUCAUGAGUUGCGGAACUCUUUUUUUUUUUGUAAGCGUCAUUAUCUACCUACCUGCCUUUGAUUUAAUCAUGGCACUGCUCCAUACAAAAAACUGAAAAACUUCAAAGACAGUGUUGAAUCAUGUAAAUGUUUUACGCGCCUGUUACGUGGUAGUAAUAUUUUAGGAACCUUCACACUUGAGUCGAUAUCCUGGUGUGUUGUUGCGUCA